Messenger RNA from Carcharodon carcharias (great white shark), 5122 nucleotides. Its product is annotated as ras-related protein Rab-3A. The transcript is spliced from 6 exons. Gene Ontology annotation, biological process: regulation of synaptic vesicle fusion to presynaptic active zone membrane; protein secretion; maintenance of presynaptic active zone structure. Gene Ontology annotation, cellular component: synaptic vesicle; endosome; synaptic vesicle membrane. The coding region runs from base 170 to 832 and encodes 220 amino acids. NCBI's taxonomy places the organism in Eukaryota, Metazoa, Chordata, Chondrichthyes, Lamniformes, Lamnidae. Gene Ontology annotation, molecular function: GTP binding; GTPase activity. The record is from RefSeq and is a predicted model, not a curated record.
CUGCUGCUGCCGCUGCUGCUGCAGUCUUUGCAAAGGAGCGGUACUGAGGCAAACACUUGAAAGAGGACAAGCGACCCCCAGCUGGAGUGCACUGGUUCUGUGCUGGAGGAACUCGGUCCACAGUUUAUUUAUAAUCUGCCCAAUAGAGGGCACAAGGCUGGUAGAUACGAUGGCUUCAGCUACAGAUCCACGCUUUGGACAGAAAGAAUCAUCAGAUCAGAACUUUGACUACAUGUUCAAGAUUCUGAUUAUUGGGAAUAGCAGUGUUGGCAAAACCUCCUUCCUGUUUCGAUAUGCCGAUGACUCCUUCACUCCAGCAUUUGUCAGCACUGUUGGAAUUGACUUCAAAGUGAAGACCAUUUACAGGAAUGAAAAGAGGAUUAAGCUGCAGAUAUGGGACACAGCUGGUCAGGAGCGAUAUAGAACCAUCACUACAGCUUACUAUCGUGGUGCUAUGGGCUUUAUCCUGAUGUAUGACAUUACAAAUGAAGAAUCCUUCAACGCUGUCCAGGACUGGUCAACCCAAAUAAAGACCUACUCAUGGGACAAUGCACAGGUCUUAUUGGUUGGAAACAAGUGCGACAUGGAAGAUGAACGGGUGGUGUUGGCGGAGGGAGGGAAGCAGCUGGCUGAUCACCUAGGGUUUGAGUUUUUUGAAGCCAGCGCCAAGGAUAACAUCAAUGUCAAACAAACAUUUGAGCGGCUGGUGGACAUCAUCUGCGAAAAGAUGUCGGAGAGCCUAGAUGCGGCAGACCCUGCAGUGACCGGCGCCAAGCAAGGUACACAGCUGAACGAGCAGCCUGCCCCUCCUCACCAGGACUGCGGCUGCUAAACAUCUCCCUGGAAGCAAGCCCCCAACACCUCCUUUGUUUCAGUUUUCCUCCUUAUUUCUGUCUCUAUCUCCACCCUGCCCUGUCCUCCUCCCUCUCCCUUUAAAAAUGAAGGCAGUGCAUGCAGGUACCCAAAUGGACAAAAAUGUAAAGGGCCAGAAGAUACCUUAUGACUAAAUUUAAAACCAGAACCAACACACAGUGCAGGGUGUUGUGUGGUCGGUAUGCACAGUUGUAUGGAACAUAUAAAACUCAGUCUAUUGUCUCGUUACUCACUAACUCCUGACCCCGAUUAAAGCAGCGAUGAAUUGUGGCAUCUGUGACAAUCAUGAUUUGGUUUACAAAGGGUUGGUUAGAAAGCCAUCCUGCUUCUCUACCGCUCCUGGGCCUUGUCUCCCUGACACCAUUCUACCUGAGGAGGGAGGUUAAGUAUUUUUGCAAUGUAUAUUUAUUCUUAAGUUUUUUCUGUGAAUUAUUCUCAUGUGUGAAAAUUAAUCUUGUGCCAUCUCUGAUACACUUAAUUGUGUCUAUGUCUCUGUGCACAUGUGUGUUUCUGUGUCUCUACACAUAUCUCAGCCUGAGUGUGUAUCUCUCGCACAUUAUUAUACUGUUUCUCUUUUUCUAUCAUUCUCUCUCUCUCUUUCUUUCUCUCCCUCUCUCUCUCUCUGUCAAAUGUUUCUCCUUCAUUGAAUUGUGAGCUCACACACACCACACAACCACAAAAAGAUUCUGCCUUUCAGCUCUUGCUGCAGACAUCUGGUGAGGGUGUGGAUUCUGCAUUUCCUAAGUGAUGAAGUGAACGCCUUGAUCAUUGUAUAACUGAUGAAAAGAGUUGCUCUGACCAAUCCCUCAGCUCAUGUGCGCAAUGAUUGUUAUUUAUUACAUUAGCCAGCCUGAAAGCCCAUAGCAGUUCACCCUAACCAACCAACGCCACACAGUGUUUUCCCUCAAUCUGCAAGGGCUUCCUGUAUAUGGCCUAAUAAGGCCAUGAAAAAGCAAACAAAAACUGGCUUCAUUUCUAAAAAAAAUAGAAAUGAAAAGCAUAGUUGUUACAUUAAACCUGUAUGGGACUUUGGUUAAACAACACUUGGAGUAACAAUAUGUGUUACAAAAAGGAAAUAGGGGCACUGGAGAAGGUGCAAAAGGAUGUACAAGAGAAUCCCAAAACUAAGAGGUUAUAACUAUCUGGUUGAACAGGUUGGGUCUCAUUUUUUUUCUCUAGAGAAAUGAAGGCUGAGGAGUGAUCUAAUAGAGGUCUUUAAGAUUAUGAAGGGGUUUAUUAGGGUAGACGUAGAGAAAAAUGCCAUUGUCAAGAGAGGUGAGAAUGUGGAAUUAGCUAUUGCUGGGAGUGGUUGAUGCAAGCAGUGUCUUUAAAGUAAAGUAGAUUAACCCAUAAGGGAGAAAAGAAUAGAAGGAUAUGCUGAUCGGGUGAGAUGGAGAGGGGGUAAGAGGAGGCUUAUGUGGAGGAUAAGCACUAGCAUAGACCAGUUGGGCCGAAUGGCUUGUUUCUGUGCUGUACAUUCUAUGUAACUGUCUAGCACUCCUGGGUAUAAAUCACUUCCUGAACUAACCUCCUUUACUUCCAUGCACCUGGAGAUAAUCUCACAUCCUGCUGCCUUUGUGGCAUCUUGAAAAUUCAUCGUUGGGAUGUGGUCAUCACUGAUAAGGCCAGCCUUGCCCGUGUGCCGGCUGCUGUGAAUACUACAAAGUGGCUUUCAGUGUCCUGUCAGAUCCAUGCCAGUGUCAUUUGAGAAUUUAAAUUUAUUUCGGAAAUAAUCUGGAAUUUAGAAGCUGGGAUCAGUAGAAACUAGGAUCAGUAUACUUCUAUAGGAGUGACCAGAAAGUUGUCGGAUUGUCAUUAAAAACCCAAGCAGCUCGCAAUGUCCUCCCAAAGCCCUCCUAUAGGGAAGGAAACCUGCUGUCCUUACCCAGUCUGGGCCUAUCCGUGAUUCCAGUCCCAUACUCAACCUGGCCAACACUUGACAGCCCUUUGAAAUGGCCAAGCAGAAAUAAUCUCAGCACACCAAACAUCACUCCAUCAGAGAGACAACAAGAGGAUCCUUUAUAGCAUUUGUAAAAUAUACGCUGUGGCACAUCAUCAUAAACGGCCCCCUCCAAUAAAGCGAGGGAAAAAAGUUGGCUGGUAAAGUGGCAUGAGAUGUUAAUUAUUUUCACACAUACAUAUGAAUUAGGAGCAAGAGUAGGCCAUUCAGACCCUUGAGCCUGCUGCAUCAUUUGAUAAGACCAUAUCUGAUCUGAUAGUGGCCGCAACUCUACUUUCGUGUCUUACCCCCAUAACCUUUGACUCCCUUGUUAAUCAAGAAUUUUUACUUAUUUAUUAAUAAAUAACGAAUGAAUGUUGGAAUGAAUGAAUAUAAUUACAAUAGGAUUGCAGUUAUACGGUUGGACUAGCAAUCCAAUCCAUCUUCACCAAUGUAUCAAUGUAGUUUAGCUCUGUGAUACUGGGCAACGCUGUAUAUCCCUCACCAUAUACUGCUGUGGCUUAGGGACUUAAGACCUGGUAACAUGCCUGAUAAUGUUAAAGAUGUUGGUGCUAUGAACACAGGAAACUUGCUUUGAUUUAUCGGUUGUGUGUGAAGUUUUUGUUGUCAAGCAGUUGACAUUCACUCUUGAUGGUAGCCGUCUUUGAUAUCUAAAUCUUCAGUUCUUCCCCCCUCUCUUUUCUCUUUACUCAGUUUUUCUCAGUUAUUCAGUGAGUGGUGGAAAUACUGGGAGAUGUGACCCUAACGGCCACUCUUCACGCACAAAGAAUGAUUAUUAGGAAGACAUUUACCACAGGCAGCCUCAUGGCUGACUUUACCCUCGCUCAUAAUUCAACUCCACCCCCACCUCUGUCUCAGCCCCAUUCAGUUUAUCGUAAAAAAAACCCAACAGAUUCACACAUGCCCUUUCAGGGAAGAAAACCUGCCAUCCUUACCCUGUCUGUGCCUAUAUGUGACUUCAGUCCCAUGCCAAUCCUGUUAACUCUUAACUGCUGUAUCAGUUCAAGAAAAAGGCUCACCACCACCUUCUUGUGGCAGCAGGAGGGUUGGCAAUAAAUGCCAGCCUUGCCAGGGAUGUCCACAAUCCCGAGAAUGAACUUUUCAAAAAUGGGGUAAUGAAUCUCUCAACCCCAUUUACAUGAUAAAGUGAAAUCAAACUUCAUCUGUGAGGCUGAAACUCCACAAAGUCAGUUCCUGUGGCAGCGGACCAUGUUUGACUUGACACUCUUAUCAACACCUUGACCGUGGCCCCAAUUUUUAUUUUUGGGGGGGCGUGGGGUGGGGCUGGGGGUGUUAAUUGUGUGCAAAGGAGGCAGGAGGACGUCACAUAGCAUGUCACACCUUGCAAAUAAAAUAGAAAAAAAAGCUCUAUAGAUAAGAUCUUCCUUAUUGUACAUAAAUGUAAAUAGCCAGAGUAUCAGUCAAUGUGUGCUUGUACUGUGUAGUUAUCGUGUCUUAGUGUCCUCAGCACAACUUUGCCCCAUUUAAUCAGCUUGUGACAGCUUUCUCUUUUAAAACACUGAGUGUAUCUCUGUACAAUUCUUUUUCUUAAAAAAACCUUUAUUGAAAAGCAAUAUAGAAGUUUUGAAAUAUGGGCUUUAUGUAAAGUGUGUGCGUGUGUGUGUGUGUGUGUGUGUGUGUGUGUGUGUGUGUGCGUGUGUAUGCGUGUGUGUGUAAAAAUAAAUCCCACCAAAUCUAAACGUUCAAUUUUUGUUUCUUGCUCAGAAUGAAUAAGACUUGUGUUCUUGCUUCUGUACCUAGCAGUUUCUCACCUUUAGGAGACUUCCACAGUUUUGUCUUCAUUUAAAACUCUAUUUUGUUUCUCAAAACUUUUCCAGUUCAAAUUCAUAAUUGUUGAUUGUGCAUGCAAAGGAAGUAUGACAAUCCAAGCCAGGUUACCAUGGUACAGGAAAUGGAGGCCUGACUGGCAUAUUUUAGGAUAGCAGGAGCUUGUUUGCUAUGGGGUGUGACAUAGUUGCUAUGCACUAGGACAUGGAGAGUAGUGUGUAGGUAGAUGGGCAUCUGCACGUCAAUAUGUCCUUUCGCCUUCAAAUUUGGACUUCUGUUCACUGCAAGGAAUUGUAAUAGGGAUUAUUCCCUCUGAACAUCAUAAGAAGUUUGUUUACUCUUGAUUUUUGGCUUGGGUUUGAUUGGGCAGUUUAAAAGAAGCUUUACUCUGUAUCUAAUCACGUGCUGUACCUGUCCUGGGAGUGUUUGAUGGGACAGUGUAAAGGGAGCUUUACUCUGUAUUUAACCCUGUGUUAUACCUGUUCUGGGAGCGUUUGAUGG